CCCCGCCUAGACAGAGAACUAGUUGAGUAGAAGCGGCGGCGCGGCCGGGACCCGCCCGGAGGGAGCCAGUGGCGGAGCCAUGGCGGGCGAGGAAGACCGCGGGGACGGGGAGCCUGUAUCACUGGUGACCGUGCGGGUGCAGUACCUAGAGGACACCGACCCUUUCGCAUGUGCCAACUUCCCGGAGCCGCGCCGGGCACCCACCUGCAGCCUGGACGGGGCGCUGCCCCUAGGCGCGCAGAUACCCGCCCUGCACCGCCUGCUGGGGGCGCCGCUCAAGCUCGAGGACUGUGCCCUGCAAGUGUCUCCUUCUGGCUAUUACCUGGACCCUGAGCUGUCCCUGGAAGAGCAGCGGGAGAUGAUGGAGGGCUUCUUUGAAGAGAUCAGCAAAGGGCGGAAGCCUACUCUGAUCCUGCGGACCCAGCUCUCCGUGAGGGUCAAUGCCAUCUUAGAAAAGUUGUAUGGCUCCAGUGGUCCUGAGCUCCGCCGCUCCCUCUUCUCACUGAAGCAGAUCUUCCAGGAGGACAAGGACCUGGUGCCUGAAUUCGUGCACUCUGAGGGGCUGAGUUGCCUGAUCCGUGUGGGCGCUGCUGCUGACCACAACUACCAGAGCUACAUCCUCCGAGCCCUAGGCCAGCUGAUGCUGUUUGUGGAUGGGAUGCUGGGGGUGGUGGCCCACACUGAGACCGUGCAGUGGCUGUACACACUGUGUGCCAGCCUGUCCCGCUUGGUGGUGAAGACAGCCCUGAAACUGCUACUGGUGUUCGUGGAAUACUCUGAGAGCAACGCACCGCUGUUCAUCCGUGCAGUCAACUCUGUGGCCAGCACCACGGGUGCUCCUCCGUGGGCCAAUUUGGUGUCCAUCCUGGAGGAGAAGAAUGGCGCUGACCCCGAGCUGCUGGUGUACACUGUCACCCUCAUCAACAAGACUCUGGCAGCUCUCCCGGACCAGGACUCCUUCUACGACGUGACGGAUGCACUGGAGCAGCAGGGCAUGGAAGCGCUGGUCCAGCGCCACUUGGGCACGGCGGGCACGGACGUCGACCUGCGAGCCCAGCUUGUACUCUACGAGAACGCCCUGCGUUUGGAGGAUGGAGACCUCGAAGAAGCCGUCACAGGUGGGCGGCGCACCACCCGCCGAAAACCUUCCUCAGAGGAGGGCAAGAGGAGCCGCCGAUCUCUAGAAGUGCGCUCCCCGGAGCCUGGCUCCACAGGCCCCGCCUCUCCGGCCGUCUCCACCGCCGCCAGCCCGGUCCUGCCGACCAGCCCCACCUCCAGCCCCGUCGGCCCCGCCCCACCUCCAAGGCCCGCCUCCAGCCCCGUGGGCCCUUCCUCUGGCCUCCACAGCACCUUGAGCCUCUUUCCUACCAUCUCCGUGGCGCCCGCAUCCGACAGCUCCUGUGAGAGGAGCGUCUACAAAGCCCGGUUCCUGGAGAAUGUAGCAGCAGCAGAAACAGAAAAGCAGGCUGCGCUGGCCCAGGGCCGGGCAGAAACAUUGGCUGGAGCCAUGCCCGAUGAUAUGGAUGGGCGCCCAGACACCCGGGAAUCAUGGCACUCUCAGGAACCCACCCCUGCACCCAGGACACCCCAGAGUGCUGCCCCCCGAAUCCUGCUGCGUGCCCAGCAGAGCCUUGAGCCAGAGCCCAAGGAGCCAUUGGCCCCACCAAGCCCCAAGGCUGAGCCUGUGUGGGAGCUCCCUGCCCGUGCACCCAGGCUCUGCAUUGGGGACCUGGACUUCUCAGAUCUGGGGGAGGAUGAAGACCAGGACAUGCUGAACAUGGAGUCUGUGGAGGUGGAGAAAGGGAUCCCACCCCCACCGCCCCCACCACCCCUGCUCUAUGGAAGCCUCCCACCUCCUCCGCCUCCACCUCCCCCACCCCUCAAAAGCCCCUUCCCACCAGCCCCACCUCCACCCCCUGCUGCCCCUCUUCCCCACUCGGCACCUGAUGGCCCUGCCCUCCCCACCAAGAGGAAGACAGUAAAACUCUUCUGGCGGGAGCUAAAGUUGGCUGGAGUCCGUGGAGGCUCUGGCAAUCGCUUUGGGCCCAGCCCCACCCUGUGGGCCUCACUAGAGCCUGUCUCGGUGGAUACAGCCCGGCUAGAACACCUGUUUGAGUCCCGAGCCAAGGACGUUUUGCCUUCCAAGAAAGCUGGUGAGGGCCGCCGUACAAUGACCACAGUGCUGGACCCCAAGCGCAGCAAUGCCAUCAACAUCGGCCUAACCACACUGCCGCCUGUGCACGUGAUCAAGGCUGCUCUCCUCAACUUUGAUGAGUUUGCCGUAAGCAAGGAUGGCAUCGAGAAGCUACUGACCAUGAUGCCCACGGAGGAGGAGCGGCAGAAGAUCGAGGAGGCCCAGCUGGCCAAUCCUGACAUACCCUUGGGCCCAGCCGAGAAUUUCCUGGUGACUCUCGCCUCCAUCGGGGGCCUGGCGGCCCGCCUACAACUCUGGGCCUUCAAACUGGAUUAUGACAGCAUGGAGCGGGAAAUUGCAGAGCCACUGUUUGACCUGAAAGUGGGCAUGGAACAACUGGUGCAAAAUGCCACCUUCCGCUGCAUCCUGGCCACCCUGCUGGCUGUGGGCAACUUCCUCAAUGGCUCCCAGAGCAGCGGCUUUGAGCUGAGCUACCUGGAGAAGGUGUCAGAAGUGAAGGACACGGUGCGCCGACAGUCACUGCUGCACCAUCUCUGCUCCCUGGUGCUCCAGACCCGACCUGAUUCCUCUGACCUCUACUCAGAAAUUCCUGCCCUGACCCGCUGUGCCAAGGUGGACUUUGAGCAGCUGACUGAGAACCUGGGGCAGCUGGAGCGCCGGAGCCGGGCAGCUGAAGACAGCCUGCGGAGCCUGGCCAAGCACGAGCUGGCUCCAGCCCUGCGUGCCCGCCUCACCCACUUCCUGGCUCACUGUACCCGCCGUGUUGCCAUGCUGAGGGUUGUGCACCGCCGUGUCUGCAACAGAUUCCACGCCUUCCUGCUGUACCUGGGGUACACGGCGGAGGCAGCCCGUGAGGUCCGCAUCAUGCAGUUCUGCCACACGCUGCGGGAGUUCGCACUGGAGUAUCGGACCUGCCGGGACCGGGUGCUGCAACAGCAGCAGAAGCGGGCCACGUACCGUGAGCGCAACAAGACCCGGGGACGUAUGAUCACUGAGACAGAGAAGUUCUCGGGUGUGGCUGGGGAAACCCCCAGCAAGCCAUCUGUCCCUGUGGCUGUGAGCAGUGGGCCGGAAGAAGGUGAUGCUGAUAGUCACGCCACCAUGAAGAGUCUGCUGGCCAGCAAGCCUGAGGAUGCCACACAUGGCCGUCGCAGCAGAGGCAUGGUCCAGAGCAGCUCCCCAGUCAUGCCUACAGCAGUGGGGCCCUCCACUGUACCCCCAGAAGAAUCUCCAGGCUCCAGUUUACCCAGUGACACUUCAGAUGAGAUCAUGGACCUGCUGGUGCAGUCAGUGACCAAGAGCAGCCCCCGUGCCUUAGCUGCUAGGGAACGCAAGCGUUCCCGUGGCAACCGCAAGUCUUUGAGGCGGACGCUGAAGAGCGGGCUCGGAGAGGACCUGGUACAGGCACUUGGACUGAGCAAGGGUCCUGGCCUGGAAGUGUGAAGGUGCUGCCUCCAGGACACCUAUCUGGGUCCCAGCCUGCAGUGCAGGAGACUACAGUGAGGAGGCACCAGAGCAGAAUUCUGGGCCUCUUCUCAACUCAAGGGCCACUCUGUGCCCAUGGCCAGUGCCGUGAGCAGUAUUAGCUGUGUGUGCCUGUGUGGGUGUGCGUGUGCAUGUGUGAGCUCCCUGGAUGCAUGGAGCAUAAUAAAGUUUUCCUAGCCAGUCAA
Dama dama (fallow deer) is the source of this 3825-nucleotide messenger RNA. RefSeq names its product formin homology 2 domain containing 1 (gene FHOD1). The record is from RefSeq and is a predicted model, not a curated record. Bases 80 to 3598 code for a protein of 1172 amino acids. Gene Ontology annotation, molecular function: actin filament binding. Gene Ontology annotation, biological process: cortical actin cytoskeleton organization; actin filament network formation. The transcript has 22 exons. Gene Ontology annotation, cellular component: cytoskeleton; cytoplasm. NCBI's taxonomy places the organism in Eukaryota, Metazoa, Chordata, Mammalia, Artiodactyla, Cervidae.